UCCAACGUAACAUCGUUCUCGAUAUUCACUUAUUUUUCAGUUAAGGUUCACUUAAGUUUUAAUACGAACUAGAUAGAGGUAAUGUGGCGUUAUUUACCUGUUAAACUAGUUAUUUGAACAUAAAAGGAAAAUAUGCAGGUUACACAGGUUGUUGCAAGUUUUAUUGUAAAUGUACAUGGAAUAUAACAAUGUAAAUGUUUACAUUGUGUGGAUUUGAAAUGGGACAAUAGUGCCAACUGAGAGUGAUCCACAUUAAGAAAUGUUAUUCGGUUAAGCAAGAGAAUGUGAAAAAUCCGACUGAGCCAACCCUGGAUUUUGUGAAAUUAAGUAUGGGAAAGAUAAAUCCUGAGAUAAAAAAAAAUAUUCUUAAACUUCAAAACAUUGGAAACGUGAUUUGGGUGCAAUAUUGCUUUGUAAAUGCAUGCUAGUAUUCAUGAGCUUUGUAAAACGAUCGGUUGGAAGAUUCGAACCGGCAAUUAUGACAUUUGACCUCGGCACGUUAACAUAACUCUGCAAAAAACUCUUUCGAAAAAUAGUUUGCAGGAAAGAUAAUCAAAAGCUCGUGCAACAACUGAAGGAAACUUUCGUAGUCAAUAUGUUGCACAAGUGCAGUUUGUAACCUAAAUCGCAAGCGUUCUCAAUAAAGCACUAAAUGAUCGUUUCGUUCCUGUGGUAGUCCCUGUAUAAAGCCAUGGGGAUGAGUCGGGGCAAGAAGACGGUGCUGCUUGUGGUGGCACUGUGUGCCGCCCUGCUGGCUUGCGUCCUCCAACUGGUGGGCGUGGUGACUGCAGGAUGGAUGUACGUCCGUAGCCGUAACACUGGUGCUGACCCGUACCUCCGAUUCGACAACACCCUGCAAACGGGCCUCUGGUACCGCAUCGAGUGCAUCAAUGACUUCUGUAAAAAGCUGGACUUUGGGGAGGGCAACUAUGAAAAUCCUCCGAACAUGAAAUCCAACCAGAACGCCGCGUUGGCUGCCCUUGUGUUUUGCUUUUUCGCGUGCAUCCUAGCAGUUGUGGCCGUUUGUCUCCGGAACUCCUCAGCGCUGGCCAUCUCAACAAUAGUACGGAUAUCCGCCAUGGCCGCCUGCCUCAUAUCAUUCAGUGUUGCCAUGAUUCCUCUCGGAAAACAAGCGGCUGAAAUCAGUGAGUACCGGUACACUGUACAACAGGAUAAACUGGCGGAUCCCAAUCCAUAUACGGACACAACCAUUCUGUUCCCCUACUCCCUUUUUAUGUGGGGAUUUGGGGGCGUGCUAAUACUCCUAGCGGUGAUCCCACUUUUGUUGGAUGUAAUAUGUCACCAGACGCUUGACAACAAGCAACAGUUCGACACUGUUUCAGAGAGCGGCAGCAUGAUGAACUAUUCGUGCACGUCAUACCCGACCGAUGACGGGUCGGUCGCAAAAAUGAACGGCAAACGCGGUAUUAGCAAUUCUAACCUCACAAUCUCCACCGACCCGGAACCGUUCAUGCACGACAAACCCGUGUACUCUAUCCGCAGUGUGAGCACGGAGCACCUGUAUCACCACAACAGGUUCGCGCAUGGCAAAGGGCGGUCGUACGAGCACCAGGAUCCGACCAAUCCCCUGCAGGCAUAUGCUCUCCAGGAGGCUAUACUGGAGUCGGAGCGGGAAGGGGGCGACAGGAAACGCCAGGACGGAAGGCGCUGGUCGGAGCGCGAGGUAACCGACUCACCCGGGAGGCGCCGUAAACUAAGACGUACAUCUGAGCGAGAGAAUGGCGACGGGGAGCGACAGGAAGGGCGCCGUCGGUCAGAGCGCGAUGAGACCGACUCCCGCGUUGGGCGCACGGAUGACACAGAGGGGUCAGAUCGCGAAGUGAGUGACAGGAGAAGUAGAAGAGCUAGACGCACGUCCGCACGCGAUGUGCCUGACAGAGGGCGGCGUAAUAGCGGGGUUUCAAACGAGGGAUACGAAGGACCGAAGGAGGUGACAAUCUGAGAGGGAUAUUGUACACGUUUUCCUGUCACUCUUGUCCAGCGUGCAUAAACGCUUAGUGUUUUCAGUGCAAAUAAUGAAAGCAUAGUUGCAUUAUAACUUAAAAACUUUUAAGUAGUACAUAUAGAACCGGUUCGGUGUUGUGGUAAUGAAACAGCUACGUGGGACCUACACUGCAUUCUUCUUUAGUAAGAGAAGACGCAAUAAUACAUUAUAGUAUGUUUUGUCAUGGUGUUUUGAAUCCAGCAUACUCUUAGUGUUCACAUUAUUCAUUUACAUCAUGCAUUUGUACAUAGCUCACUUUCUGAAUGCUAGCUAUCAUUUUAUCAACAUUUCAUCUGCUGAUGGUGAUAUUUGCAAGGAUAAUUUUGUAAAUUAGUCAUAAGACACAAGUAGCAUUCCUAGUGACAUUUCAAGCUAUCUUCAUUAAACCAUUGUCAUCGGGAUUUUUUUUAUAGUUUGAAUAUUUUUUUAAUUAAAAAUAAAUGGUCCCAAAACACAAGUUGUGGAUAGACAUUUGUUUAUUUAUUAACCCACAAAUAAGCACGUGUGUAAAUGAACGAUAAAAACUCCAGAGCCUCGCUUAGUGGUCAACAUAAUAUUUUGUCCGAUGAGAAGGCAGUAUUUUUCGAGUUUUCUAAUACAUUUAUUUCAGUAAAUCAGCAGUCAGCCGUCAUUAACUUUAAUUCAUUGAAGCGGUAGAUAUAAACAUUGGUUGGUCCAGUAUGUGGGUAGUUUACUCAAAAUAAUGUAGACCACUUUUUAAGUACAUACUAACAACCCUUAACCGUUUCUCCACAACCUUGCCCUAUUAUGAGAUUUUGUAAAUUUUCAACUGUAAGCUU
Mya arenaria is the source of this 2805-nucleotide messenger RNA. RefSeq lists its product as uncharacterized. Gene Ontology annotation, cellular component: membrane. The transcript is spliced from 3 exons. The record is from RefSeq and is a predicted model, not a curated record. Bases 692 to 1963 code for a protein of 423 amino acids. NCBI's taxonomy places the organism in Eukaryota, Metazoa, Mollusca, Bivalvia, Myida, Myidae.